UGUCUGAUGUUAUCAAGCUGCCCAGUGGUCAUAAGAUGCCUGGACAUUGUGAUCUCUGUGUGCCACUCUGCCCAAUGUGAGGAAGACAUUUCUACGACAGGACCGGGGAAGGGAUUGAGUGUUGGACGCUGCACAGGGGUUGGCAGAGAAAUUCUUAGUGUCUUUAUAUUACACUGUUACUCAGAGAUCUUUCCCAUGUAGAUCCUACAGUGAGAACUGCAGUUAGUGACCGUGAGACUGAGAGACUCUGAAGCAGACCUGCCCCAGCCCAGCUCUUGUAAAUACUUAGUUCAGACCCCUGGACGUUGGAAGGAAGAAAGCAAGGUGUGUGUGAGAGAAGGAGAACAGGAAAGACCAGCAUCCCACAGUGGAGGGUUCACGAUGAGUGAGCUGGGUCCAAUGUACUUGUAUGUGACUAUACCCAGCAAGGAGCCUGAGGAUGAAAAUUAUGGAUGCGCAACAGAUUAUUUAACUGCAGUGAUCAUUGACAGCAUCACUCUGCUCCUCUGCCUGUUCGGGCUGGUGGGGAAUGGGAUUGUUCUCUGGUUCCUUGGUUUCCAUAUUAAGAGGAACAUCUUCACUGUCUACAUCCUCAACCUGGCUGCUGCUGACUUUGGCUUCCUCCUCUGCCUGCCUGGUUUCCUUAUAACCUUUAAUGCCAGACAUUUAUUUUGUUUUCCUUUAGUGGGACUUAACUUAAUAAACUCAUUUCAUCUGUUGUCUUUGCUUGCAUAUAGCACCAGCCUUUAUCUCCUGACAGCCAUCAGCACUGAGCGGUGUGUGUCUGUCCUCUUUCCCAUCUGGCACCGAUGCCGCCGCCCAAAGAACUUGUCUGCCAUUGUCUGUGCCCUGCUCUGGGUUCUCUCCAGCCUGCUGUCAGGAAUAGUGUAUUCUUUAUGUUUUGUUGAUGGAACUGAAAAUUGUUGGCUUACGUUCUUACCCAUGUAUGGCCUGAAUUUCCUCAUUUUUUCUCCCAUCAUGAUUGUGUCCAGUCUGAUCUUGUUCAUCAAGCUCCGACAUAGCUCACAGCGACGUCAGCAAGAAAAGCUCUACACUGUUAUCUUGCUCACUGUCCUCUUCUUCCUCAUCUUUGCUGUUCCCCUCAGUGUACAAUACUUCCUUGACCUUAUUCAUUAUAGUCACGCUAAUGAGCUAUCUUACCUGCUGGCUUCUAUAAACAGCAGCAUCAACCCAGUUAUUUACUUCCUAGUUGGGAGCUACAGGCAGCACCGAUUCAGAGGCUACCUCCAGAUCGCGCUCCGGAGCAUAUUUGAAGAAAAGACAGAUUCCAGAGAGGGUGGAGAAACCUCCAGACAAGACACAGUGAAGAUGUCAAUUUAAUCUCAGCAGCACUGAGUCUGGGAUACUGUUUUCGGGAUGGAGAUUUCCCUAGUUCACAUCAUCAAAGAAAUAAAGAUGGACAGGACCCAGUAGGUCAUUUGCUAAAUUCUUCCCCUCCCCGACCCAGAGCAGGAUCCUUCCUACAGUUGAUCCCCAGGUUUCUGUGCAGUUGUAAAGAACACCAGAGGGUCACAUGGAACUCAAUCCUUCUCCCUUUGGAAUCAGUGGGGGAAGUCCUGUUGGCUUGGAUGGAAGCAGGAACAGAUCCAUAAUGGGCUCAUUAACUUUGUUUUUGAAAUACCAGUGAACAGUAAUUUCACUUGUGGUGGCAAGUCUCCCAUUGUUGCCUGAAGACUGAUGCAGAAGGUGCUUCUAUGCAGCUCUGGACUCUUGCUUCUGCAGGUUGAUAUUUGAAACCUUCACCACUAUUGCAGUGGAAACAAUUAAGAAUUACUAUGAACUAACCGAUGAGUUUAAAUCAUCUAUUAAUAAGGCCUGGCAUUUGUGGCAUAAGCUUCUUUAGUGAUGUUUAUUUGCAAAUGUUAUGUCUAAUUUCAAGGAUGUAAUGUGGUAACUUACUGGUAUCAUUACUAUGUAAACACAAAAUGUGUUGUGUAGUAAUAUGAAAACAAAUGACUACGCUGUAGCUCGAUAUUAAUAUAAGAAACCUUCUGAGCAAGAAAUAUUAACGUAUAUUGGGGGAAUUAUCUAGCAAUGCUUAAGCAACAUUCUUACCAAACACAGAAACAGAAGAAGAACCUCUACAAGGAUGGUCAGAAGGACAAUGGCUUCUUUGAUGCCUGUUUAAGUUUAAUAACUCUCUAAGAAUCACUAGAGUACAAAUACAUUUUUAAAAGCUAGCAGGCUUUUAUACUGGAAAUAGAGAUGUUCAGUCUCAGUAGAAACAGAAUUUCAACUGCUAUUCAGUGCUAAUGGAAUUAAAAGAACAUCUAAGAAAAUGACUUGAAUAACAGUUAAAACUCCAUGGCAGGGGCAGGAGUCAUGGGGAAGAAGUGGAGCAGGGGCUGGAGCAGCAUGCAGCUGCAUAGGGCACCAGGAAAUUUGGUGUCCCAAAUUUCCUGGUGCCCUAUGCAACCGUGUACUUUGCAUAUGGGUAAGGACAGCCCUGUGUUCAGCUCUCCAGACUUAUAUCUGGGCUACUCUCCCAGCCUGUCUACCGAUGAUGUGUCCACCUGCUCUCAGGGCCAAUCCCCUAAUUCCAGUUUCAGGCAGCAUUUUGCUGUCCCCCUCUGCCCAGCAGUGCCACAUGCUGUGUGCCUUCUCUCUGUAGCCCAAUCCCUGUACCGCUGAUGAGUUUUCAGCCAAUUUUCUUUCUCCUUUUGGGUUUGGCUAAGCUUCUGCUCCAAAAUGCCAUUCCCCUCUCUCAAGAAGAGGUGGGAAGGGAGCCAGAGGUGGGAUUUUCAACCAAUCUUGUAGUCAACCAGGGCUCUGUGGCUAACUGCCCUCUUUUCCCACCCCCUAAUCAAUCAGGCUCAUGGGGACUAUCGCACAAUGACCAUAUGCAGGUGGAAUGGAGGCUAUACACUUGCUUCCUUGUUUUAUAGCUAUUGGGUGAUCUCUGUCCAUUGCAUUUCCCUCACUCACUGCUCCUUGAUUGGUGUCCUUCUGGGAUUAUUUAAAUUAUCUAAUGAUUAAGGCUGCAAGUCUGUCAUGGAGGUCACGGAAGUUACAGAUUCUGUGACUUUCCGUGACCUCCAGGACUUCUUCAG
Messenger RNA from Gopherus flavomarginatus (Mexican gopher tortoise), 3071 nucleotides. Its product is annotated as mas-related G-protein coupled receptor member H-like. Lineage: Eukaryota; Metazoa; Chordata; Testudines; Testudinidae. The record is from RefSeq and is a predicted model, not a curated record. Gene Ontology annotation, cellular component: membrane. Gene Ontology annotation, molecular function: G protein-coupled receptor activity. The transcript has 2 exons. Gene Ontology annotation, biological process: G protein-coupled receptor signaling pathway. Bases 382 to 1341 code for a protein of 319 amino acids.